AGGGGCCGUUAUACGAGCAUUUCUCUCGCGUAAUGCGAACAGGAAAGCGUUGAGUUCCUAUGUUUGCUUGUACGCUUUAGCAAGUGAUACACAUAUUAACUGGAAAGUGGUUUGACCCUCAAAAUGGGUGAGCCGCAGCAGGUCAGCGCCCUCCCGCUGCCACCGAUGCAGUACUUCAAAGAAUACACAGAUGACAAUGUACGGAAAGGACUGGCCCCUAAACCACCUCCUCCCAUUCGGGAUAAUUACACAAUGUUUGGCAAUCUGUUCCAGUGUGAUGACCUUAUCAUCCGGCCACUGGAGAGUCAGGGGAUUGAAAGGCUGCACCCAAUGCAGUUUGACCACAAACGAGAGUUGAAAAAGCUUAAUAUGUCUAUCCUAGUUAACUUCCUGGACUUGCUGGACAUCCUGAUCAAAAGCCCAGGCAGCAUUAAGCGUGAAGAGAAAUUGGAGGACAUGAAACUUCUUUUUGUGCACAUGCACCACCUGAUUAAUGAGUAUCGACCUCAUCAGGCUCGUGAGACACUGCGAGUGAUGAUGGAAGUACAGAAGAGGCAGAGGUUGGAGACAGCUGAGCGCUUCCAGAAACACUUGGAACGUGUUGUUGAGAUGAUCCAUGGCUGCCUUGCCUCACUGCCUGAUGAUUUGCCCCAGCCUGACACCUCUGGUAUAGCUGGAGCGGUGGUUUCAGGUUCAGGGGGGGAUAUUAGACUAAAAACUGAACCCAUGGAUGUGGAAGAAAUUGGAGUUAGCUGCAUAGUAGGACAACCAGACAAAAAUGUACCCACUUCUACAAAGGAAAAAGUAUGGGAUAAAGAUGCUAUGAUGUGCAGAAUCAUUGAUGAAAUGACGUAAAAGUAACGUCCUUUUUUUCCUUUUGUUUUGUUCUAGGGUAAAUAUCAGAUUGAUAAAACUGUUGCAGCAGUCAGUAGCAAAGCUAUUCAUGUUUGGAGGGGAAGGUUUUUUCUUAUAAAAUGUCUUUCCAAAUUCUGUACAAAUCAUAAAUUUAAAUACGGUAUUUUUUCAUUUUGUUUACAACUUCAAUGCCUUUACCUUGUUUUCAGGAAUUGUCAGGUUCUUGUUUCUAAUAAAAACUUUGUUUUACUAAUAA
Messenger RNA from Tachysurus vachellii, 1111 nucleotides. RefSeq names its product mediator complex subunit 7 (gene med7). Gene Ontology annotation, biological process: regulation of transcription by RNA polymerase II. Gene Ontology annotation, cellular component: mediator complex. Gene Ontology annotation, molecular function: transcription coregulator activity. Lineage: Eukaryota; Metazoa; Chordata; Actinopteri; Siluriformes; Bagridae. The transcript is spliced from 2 exons. The coding region runs from base 124 to 855 and encodes 243 amino acids. The record is from RefSeq and is a predicted model, not a curated record.